Coccomyxa subellipsoidea C-169 is the source of this 2696-nucleotide messenger RNA. RefSeq names its product Six-hairpin glycosidase. Lineage: Eukaryota; Viridiplantae; Chlorophyta; Trebouxiophyceae; Coccomyxaceae. The coding region runs from base 156 to 2696 and encodes 846 amino acids. Gene Ontology annotation, biological process: carbohydrate metabolic process. The record is from RefSeq and is a predicted model, not a curated record. The transcript is spliced from 18 exons. Gene Ontology annotation, molecular function: hydrolase activity, hydrolyzing O-glycosyl compounds.
CAAAAGAGCCAAAAAGCGCAUUUUGUCCUUCACCUCCAGUCAAGCAAAACAUUGCUGAAGGUUUCCCUGUAACGUGCAAGGGCUGGCUGGCUGGGAAUCCUCACUUUCUGGUACCAGCAGAAGAUUGUGUGUCACGCGGUUUCAUUGUCGAGGCAAUGAUAUCACGUUUUAGCGUGCGGUGCUCCUCUCAUCGACCGCCCUUAGAGUGGCAAUUCAGGUGCCGAAGUGCUUUGCGCGAGAACCAUCGACGUCCAUUGCCAAGGUCUGGCAAUCAUGUAACUCUGGCCCAGAGCUCGGAGGAGCUUUCACUCAUGCUGAGCGACAUUGAGCGAGAGUAUUACCGAGAGGUGAGAAAGGACCUUGCGGAGUAUCUGGACGUGGCAGCCCCUAGUGAUUUCUUCCAGCUCCUGAAUCUCGACUUGGGUGCAACACCAUUGGACGUCAAGGCCUCUUAUCGUGCACUGCAGCGCCUUGUACAUCCAGAUCUCAUUGGUGAUGCUGCUAAUGAGCUGGCUGUCAUCUUGAACAUUGCCUACUCCACCCUCAUGGACGACAACGCCCGAGACAUCUACCUCCAAGACGCUGAGCGGUUCAGGAAGGAAGGCCAUGCGUACGAUGGGCGGCCCGUGAGCAAGUGGAUGGGGCAGGAGCACGAGCACCGCGCUGUGUUUGUGGAUGAGACCACCUGCGUGGGAUGCCGCCACUGCACCUACUGCGCACCCAACACCUUUGGCAUGGAGGAGCACUAUGGGCGGGCGCGAGUGCACACGCAGUGGGGCGAUGAUGAGGAUGCUGUCAAAGAGGCUGUGGACAUGUGCCCCGUUGAUUGCAUCAGCUUUGUCAACAGGAAGCAACUGGUGCUGCUGGAGUUUGUCUUGAAGGCCUGCCCCCGCGAAGACACCGCCAUCAUGGCUCGCAGGCGCAGCGGGAACAUGGGAUCCAAGCCGUCCAAGCAGGACCCCUUCAGCAGGGCGGAGGUGUGGCUGAGGCAGCGCAAGGAUGCCAAGAUCGACGCGCAUGACUCCUCAGCCAGAUCCCUUCUGACGGAGGAGACAGCAGCUGCAAUGGCGCGUGCAUGGCUGGCUCUGCCGCAUCACAUCCGUGAGCAGGGCUGGCCCGGCUUUGUCGCUGAAAACAGCGACCAGCAGGGCCGGGAUUCUGAAGACAUCAGCAUAGAUCCAGCAACCUUCCUGCUGCAAGUCCCUGGCCGCAAUUGGAUACCUGCAUGGGCCAAGCUUCCUCCCAAGGCCUCGCCGACAUUUGACUUUGCUGAAGCCCUGCACAAGGCGUUCAUCUACCUGCGCAUUCAGCGUUCUGGCAACAUCACUGCCCCUGACCACCACAUUGCCUGGCGUUCGGACUCCUGCUUAGCAUGCAAGGGCCCUAUGGGAGAGGACUUGAGCGGAGGCUACUAUGAGGCUGGUGGCAGCUUCCUCAAAGUGGGACUGCCAGAAGCAUUUCCUGUGACCCAGCUGGCCUGGACCAUUGUGCGACACAGGACUGCCCUGUACAGAGUGGGAUUGCUUGAUGAGGCCCUCAGCGCUCUGAAAUGGGGGUCAGACUACCUGCUGAACUGCCACAAUGCGUCUGCCAACACAUUUGUUGCGCUCAUGGGCGAUAGUAAGGCAGACUUCAAGUAUUAUGGGCCUCCAGAGCUCUAUGAGCGCUAUGUAGGCUCUGUCAGGCCAGUCAGCUACACAGGACCAACAGCGCCGGCCAGUGAGGUCAGUGCAGAAGCAGCAGCAGCGCUCGCAGCUGCAUCGCUCGCAUUCAAUGCCACAGACCCUAUGUAUGCAGCCAACCUGGUGCAGCAUGCCUCUCAGCUGUUUGACCUGGCAUCUCUGUAUCCUGGCUCCUUCAUGACGUCCAAGGACCCUGCUGUCUGGCUGUUUAAGGCCACACAGGAUGGCACAUUCCUGACAGCGGCCAUGGCUCUGUUCAAUGAGUCCCAGACCGACGGCAACUCCGAGUGCUGUGGCUAUGGGACCUUCUCCUGGGACACAAAGAGCCCUGGUGUGGCCCUUCUGAUGGCAGAGAUCAUGCCCAAUGAGUUGCUGUAUUCGGAGGCCAUCCAAAAGUUCUGCAACUGGUACAUCCCGCCUCUGCGCUCUGUGCCUCACACAGCCAACGGCCUCGCGUUUCCUUACAAGGGGUGGGGAGCGCUGCGCUAUGCAAGCAACGCCGCUGCGAUGACAUUGUUUUAUGCAGAAAUGCUGAUGGCCCAGCCCUCCCCUUCAAAGAAUGUGACUGCAUACGCUGCCCAGCUCUUCAACUACGGGAAGUCGCAGAUAGACUUUGCAUUGGGCAGCACGGGGCAAAGCUACCUGGUUGGCUUUGGCAAGAACUCUCCCAAGAGCCCCUUCCAGAAGAAUGCUUGGAACUCCUGGCUCAACUACAAGCCAGGCACCGCAACAGAAGGUCAGAUCAGGAAUGACUUUCUUGCCUCACCACAGCCCAACAGGUACACAGAGCCCGCGAUCGACUACAGCAGCGGCCUCAUUUUGGCCCUGUCAGCACUUGUGAACUACCACACCGGCCUGGGGCCUUACAACGAAUGCGGCCUGGAUUUUGGCUACGCCUUCCCGGGCGCGCCUGCACCGCCAAACGCCCUCGUGGCCGCCUGCGGACUCAACUCUAUCGCUGCCGGCCACCGCACUGUCCUCAAUGUGUCAGCUGUGUUGCCUGUGGGGGGCUGA